Messenger RNA from Acanthoscelides obtectus, 210 nucleotides. NCBI's taxonomy places the organism in Eukaryota, Metazoa, Arthropoda, Insecta, Coleoptera, Chrysomelidae. The record is from the annotation of a GenBank genome assembly.
AUGGAUUUCGAUUUCGAAGGAAUGUCAGAGGACUUGCAGAAACUAAUAUCUUUAGAUGAGGUAUAUCAAACCGAGGAAGUAAUCACAAAAAUGCAUGAAUCUGAACUAGAAACCUUACCUCUAGUCGACCAUUUCAACCACCUAGAAAUAAUUAGAGCUUCAGCAACAAGCAACUUGGAGGUUCAAGUAAAUAACGUACUCAUUCAAUAA